Molecule: messenger RNA, 1164 nt
Organism: Podospora pseudopauciseta
Lineage: Eukaryota; Fungi; Ascomycota; Sordariomycetes; Sordariales; Podosporaceae
Exons: 2
Coding region: 106-1164 (352 amino acids)
Source: RefSeq, a predicted model, not a curated record
UUCUACUUCCCACUCUGCCCUUUUUCAUCACUACUCUUCCCUCUUUCAUCACUCCUCUUCUCUUUUCCAUUACUACAUCCGACACUUGAAAUACUCCCAGCUAUCAUGGGCCGUGGUCACUAUACUAGGUGUGCUCGUAAGGACGAGACCACUCCGUCUACUUCAGCAACAGUCAAGACCCCGAAACAUACUGUCACGAUGCAUGAUGCUCCUCACAAUGAGGCCCAGCUGCCUCGCCCUGUUGUUCAGGUUUCUGUUACCGAUGCGAAUCAAGCCUCGAACAACCCGGACAACCAGCUCGCCGCCUCUGAGUAUAAUCUCCUGGACCUCCUCGGCGACAAGAUCAAUGCUCUUGGCAGCUUCUUGCUCGACAUGAGGGACAGCACCGAGACCAACCCCCUCGAUCGCAUCAACGACGCUGCCGCUGACUUGGCCAACACCCUCCGCGGCCUCUGGGUAGGUCAGGUGACAACCAUCAAUGAUGGCCCACAAACACAAGCCAACCGCCUUCACGACCUCACCAAGCUCCUGUUUCUCCAACCCUCCCCAUCAAUAAAAACUAUAACCAACGCCCAAAUCAUGGCCAAGCUCGACGAGAUCACCAACCGGCUUGCUGGCAUGGAGGCUCGAUCUCAGGGCGAGCUCACGCUUGAUGAAUUUGACCGUAUGAUGGAUAGAUUCGAUGAUAUCAACGAGAGGUUUUAUCUGUUGAAGAAGAGUGUUGCUGACAUCAGGCGGAUGCACAACGGUGACUUGCAGACUUUGAGAAACGACUUUUCCAUGAGGAUGGAAAAGCACCAGAAGGAGAUGGAGGAGCGGUUGAAUGAGGAUAUGGGUGCGAUACAGAAGUACAUUCAUGACAGGUCUGGCGAUUUUAUUGAGGACAUGGCUGUGAGGGUGAAGGAUGUGGUUGGUCGGGAGAGGGAGGUUCAGCUUCAGGAGUUGAGGGGUUCAAAGACGGCUGUUUUGGCGGCUGUUGGGGGGAAGGGAGAGGAGAAGACUGUGAAGGAGGUCCCGCCAUGUCGAUGGUGUCCCAAACCUGUUCCGUUUCCGUUUCUCCAGCCUUGUGCAUGUGAGCGCCAGAGAAAGAGCGAUCGCAAUCCGAAGCCAACGGGUGCUACUUUCUUGCCCUCCAAGCCACCCGCAGACAGUGGCGUAGUGUAG